Papaver somniferum (opium poppy) is the source of this 903-nucleotide messenger RNA. RefSeq lists its product as uncharacterized. Bases 1 to 903 code for a protein of 300 amino acids. Lineage: Eukaryota; Viridiplantae; Streptophyta; Magnoliopsida; Ranunculales; Papaveraceae. The transcript has a single exon. Gene Ontology annotation, molecular function: zinc ion binding. The record is from RefSeq and is a predicted model, not a curated record.
AUGAAAGGCAAUAUUCCAGUUAGCAAGGACAAGAGUAGACAAACUGCUGUUAAGUUGUUUGAGCAAUGCUACAGUGAUGUCACCAAGGAGCAAUUUUUGAAUGCAGUAUCAAGCAUGGUCAAUCUGAAGUUGUUCUUUGUUAUUGAUUGGAUGAAGAAGAUCCCACUGAAGAAUUGGACUGCUCAUGAGUUUCUUGGGGAAAGGUAUGGAGAGCUUACAUCCAAUGAAGUUGAAAGCUUUAACAGCUUGAUUAGGCACGAAAAGCGACUGAAAGCCAUUGAGUUGAUUGAAUGUAUCCAUGCUCGAACAAUGGAGACAAUGUGGAAGAGGAAGCUCACAACUAGCAAGUGGACUACAAGACUUACCCCUAAGAUGCAAGCUAGGUUAGAAAAGAGGAUAACUGACUGUCGUAGGUACAAGGUGCGUCGAGCCAGUGAGGUCAUAACUAAUACUGGGAAGCAUACUGUCGACUUGGACUCCCAAACCUGCACUUGUCAGUGGUGGCAAAAACACAGCUUCCCCUGCAGUCAUUCCGUGAAAUCUAUGGUACAUAUUGGUGAGGACGAGGUAUACAAGCACAUCACACCUUACUACAUUGUCGAAUACUACAGAGGUCUGUAUUCAAAACCUAUUUAUCCUAUUCAUGAUGGAGAUAAUCCGAAUGAGAUUUCUCGGACCAAAUAUGUCAUGUCUCCCCCUGUUGGACCACAAGUUGGAAGACCAAACUUUGUUCGUAAACACAGUUACCGUGAGAAAUUUCGCAAGAAGAGAAAGUGUGGCCGUUGUGGAAUGCUUGUAUACCAUAAUCGUAGAACAUGUCGGAGUGCUCCAUUGGCCCCUCGCCCACCAAUUUUCAAGGAUCAACCAAGGAUUGGAAGGUUUUACAUAAUGAUGUUCAUAUGA